This is a messenger RNA of Rotaria sp. Silwood2, 918 nucleotides long. NCBI's taxonomy places the organism in Eukaryota, Metazoa, Rotifera, Eurotatoria, Philodinida, Philodinidae. The record is from the annotation of a GenBank genome assembly.
AUGUCUAAUUUCGAUAGUUCAAUUGCUUAUUACCGUCAAGUCUUAUCACAAGUGCCUAAUCAAUUGCAACUGAAUAAAACGGAUUUGGCAACAAUUUAUAAUGACUUUGCCUAUGCAUAUCGUGAUUCUCAUCGUUAUCAAGAAGCAUUAGAAUAUUAUCAAAAAGCCCUUGAAAUAAGAGAAAAACAAGGACCUGCUCAUGAGGAGGAUUUGGCGACAACCUACAGUGAUUUCGGAUGGCUGCUCAUGAAUAUGGGUGAUGUACAGAAAGCACUCGAUUUUCAUCAACGAGCAUUGAAGAUUCGAGAGAAAAUUUUAGGUCUCAACAAUGGUGAUACUGCUAUGUCAUAUAAUUGUAUUGGUCUCGCUGCUGUUUAUAUUGGAGAUUUUGAUCGAGCCUUGAAUUGUCUUGAGAAAGCAUUGGCUAUUCGACGAUGUUGUUUGGCCGCUUACCAUCCUUACACUGCCAUGUCAUAUUCAUCACUGGGUUCGUAUUAUGAAACUCUCAGUGAAAACUUUCAAAAGAAAAAUAUGCGUGACAAAGCUGUUGAAUAUUGCUCUCGAGCAUUGGAUAUGCAUAAACAAGCUCUUUUAAUUUAUAAAAGAUCAGUGCCUCCCACACAUGAAAUUCUCGGGAAUAGUUACGCGUCAGUAGGUUCAAUCUAUUUGGAUCAAGGACAAUUCCAAGAAGCCAUCGAACAUUUGACGGCAUGUGCAGUCAUUCGACGUAAAAGAGGUGGCAGUGGUCUUUUACACAUUCUUAGCCGAUUGGGACAAGCCUAUUCAGAGCAAGGCAAAUAUCAACAAGCUAUAAAUUCUUACCAGGAAGCUUUAUCUAUCGCGCAAAAGAAUGACAAUAACACAUUAGUAGCACAACUCAAGGCAAAUAUUGAAAGAUGUAAACGGAACUUAUCCUAA